Molecule: messenger RNA, 729 nt
Organism: Parnassius apollo (apollo)
Lineage: Eukaryota; Metazoa; Arthropoda; Insecta; Lepidoptera; Papilionidae
Source: the annotation of a GenBank genome assembly
AUGGGAGCUAUAAAUAAUUACGCCUACUACCGACUUUUUGGUUACUUGACUGCACUUGUUUUACACGGAGGUAAUGGAAUAACGAUGCUUAUCGCGUUGCAAGGCGAUAUCAUAAAGGAUCCUGAGCUAGAAACAUUCUACUCCUUACAAUGGGUGUACAUCACCAUUUGGAAUGUGGCAUUUCAAAUAAUAUACUCGUUUCUUGGAAUCUUAUGUGAUUCGCCAACCUCACUCGUGGUUAAGGAAACGACUAUCACAAAAUACCUAAAAUAUUAUCGUGAAGUGAUAUUCACUAGUAUAAUUUUACCUCUCGGUUUUGUGAUAUUUAUCAUAUUCUGGCCAAUUUAUAUAUAUGACAGAGAAAUGGUAUUUCCGGCAUUUAUUGACAAAGUUCUGAGGCAAGAAUCCAACCAUAUAAUGCAUACGGCUAUACUCCCUAUAGUUCUCUGGGAAUUCGUUUUCCUACCCAAAACUGAACCUAAAUCGCAUAAGUGGAAUUUAGCUGCUACUUACGGAUGCUACAUAACUUAUUUAUAUGUAUUAUUCUCAACAUUCGCCCGCCGUGGUAUAUGGCCUUAUCCCAUUUUAAAAAUUUGUUACGGGUCCAUAUACUUCCCAACGAUUUUCAUAGUUAUCACCAUAAUGUUGUAUUUAUUAUACUAUGGUCAAUGGCGUGUUAACGCACUACUGUGGGGGACUAAUGUUACGUCAAAAGAGAAAAUUUGUUAA